CGCACGCUCGCGCGCGACGACAUGACUUUCGUGACCGUCGCCACACCCCGAGUGCGGUGACGCGCGCGAUGAACCGCCCGCGCGGCCGGGCGGCGGCGUCCACGCCGAGCCCCGCGGGUCGGACGUCGCGAGCGAAUGAAGCGGGCGAGAUCGACGAGGCGUCAACGUCGGCCGACGCGCCGGUCACGCCGUCGCAGCUUCCGAUGUCCGCGCUCCCCGCGAACUUCGCGGACAUUGACCCCGCGUUCUUAGAAGCGAUCGGCAAGGAGGAGCGAGCGAAGCUCAAGGCGCAGUAUCGACGCGCGGGCAGGAGCGUCCGGACGCCGCGCCGGACGGACGGCGUCGGAGGAGGCGCGACGACCGCGAGCGCGUUCACCUCCCCGGGAGACGUCGGCAUCGCGAGCUUCUUCAACGACGUCGGCGCGAGGGUCAAGCUCGCCGCGGACGAGGUCGGCACGAGGGUCGGGUUCGGCCGCCUCCUCGGCCGCGGCGAGGACGCGUCGCCGUCGACGCCGAACCCAACAAACGCCGCGGCCUCGACGGUCACGGCGCUGACGCCGACGACGUCGCGCGGCGACGUGGACGAGAGCAGGCUCGGGACGAUUCGCUCGCGCACGGAGCACUUCGCGCGGCUGCGCGCGACCGCGGCGUUCAUUCGCGAGACGGAAGCGAGAGUCCGCGCGGAGGACGCGCGGAGGGAGACCGAGGAAGGGCUCACGGUGAUGCAGUCCCCGGACGCGAACGGCGUCGUGACGUACACGUCCACGCCGGCGUCGCGCGGGCGGCGGCGGCGGGCGACGGACGCGACGACGAAAAACGCGCCGCCGCCGCCGCCGAGGGCGACGGAGCAGCCCUCGGAGACGUUCGUGAGCAUCUGCGACGCCGCGGAGAAGCUCGCGUCGUCGCGACGCGCGAUCGAGACGUCGCUCAUGCCGCAGUACUACGCGUUCGUGAACUCGUUGCGAGAGUCCGCGGCGGCGGCGGCGGAAAACGAAGACGACGAACAGCUCCAGACGAACGUGGAGACGCACCUCGCGACGUUGCUCCUCGUCGAGACGGAGCUCCAGAGCGAGAUGAAGCGCUUAAAAACGAACCACUUGAAAGCUGUCGUCUUGCGCGCGAAGCCGGACUGCGCGCACGAGGCGAGUCUGAAGAAGAACGUCGCGUACGCGUACCAAAUCGCGAGGACGGAUCUCAGCGCGCAGUUUAAACGCGCGAGGGACUCGGUGAGCGAGAUGCUGAAAGGGAACGCCGCCGCGAAGGUCGUGUCCACGCAGCGCGUGCUGCGGGCGUCGGACGCCGCGUACGACGAGCUGGAGAGGUUUUAUAAGACCACGGUGAGGCUCCGAGGGGAGUUUUUAGGACACCCCGGGAUGCGGGAGGGCGGCGAGGCGGGCGCGGGCGUUCGCGUCGCCGCCGCCGCGCGGGAAGCGGCGCUCGCGACGCGCGCCGCGCUCAGGCACUGCUUCCACGAGACGACGAUCAUCAAGCACGGCGGCGCGGGAGCGCGCGCGGGCGCGGGUUUAGGCGCGAACGAAGUCCCCGAGGGCGUGGAGGAGUCGUGGCGCGCGCACAUCGCGUCUCUGGACGAGGAGCUGUCGUCGGCGCGCGUCGGCGCGAGGUCGGGGGCGUCGUCCCCGGCGACCAGCGUCGCGUCCACGCCGCGGCGCGGGAAUAGUCCCGGCACCGACGGCGAUGCUCCGAGCGUCGUCGUCGUCUCCACCGCGCCCCCCCCCGCCGAGAUGGCGUCCGCGGCGUUAGAGCAGCUCCGAGGCGCGCUGCGCAACGCGAUCGACGCGGUAGAGGAGGCGACGAGGGCGUGCGCGUCGCUCGCCGCCGCCGCGUCGACGGAUGCUCUCGGGAACGUCGUCGACGAGGUAACGCUCCAUGCGGCGCCGUUAGGGUACCGCCGGACGACGACGCACCUCGUCCCCGUGAAGGACAAGACCGCGGCGCUGUUCCACGCGCUGACGGUGAUCGUGGACGGCGAGCGAAGAGGAGGAGGAGGAGGGGGGAACGGCGGCGGCGGCGGCGGCGGCGCGCGGGGGAGAAACGCGAGGACGCCGCCGUCGACGCGUCGGACGUCGCCGAGCCGCGUCGCGCGCGGCGGCGGCGCGGCGGCGGGCGCGGGCGCGGCGGGCGACGCCGCCGCGGGCGCGAACAAGCUCGCGAGGAUGUUCGGUCGUCUGUUCGGCAGAGGGAAGGACGAGGACGCGGGCGUGGCGCGCGGGAGAAGCGCUGGGUACGACGCGAUCGCGAGCAGACGCGCCGAGCGGCGAGGCGGUCGAAACUGA
Molecule: messenger RNA, 2294 nt
Organism: Micromonas pusilla CCMP1545
Lineage: Eukaryota; Viridiplantae; Chlorophyta; Mamiellophyceae; Mamiellales; Mamiellaceae
Exons: 1
Coding region: 69-2294 (741 amino acids)
Source: RefSeq, a predicted model, not a curated record